Rhipicephalus sanguineus (brown dog tick) is the source of this 882-nucleotide messenger RNA. RefSeq names its product zinc finger protein 79-like. Bases 1 to 882 code for a protein of 293 amino acids. Gene Ontology annotation, cellular component: nucleus. Gene Ontology annotation, molecular function: RNA polymerase II transcription regulatory region sequence-specific DNA binding; DNA-binding transcription factor activity, RNA polymerase II-specific. Gene Ontology annotation, biological process: regulation of transcription by RNA polymerase II. The transcript has 6 exons. The record is from RefSeq and is a predicted model, not a curated record. NCBI's taxonomy places the organism in Eukaryota, Metazoa, Arthropoda, Arachnida, Ixodida, Ixodidae.
AUGGAACCGCCCGAGUGCGACGCGGGCAUCGAGCUCUCAAGACAACGGCCUGUCUGGAUCGCGGGUCUCGCCAAGCUGCGCAUCCAGCCAUGGCCAAAACCAAAAGACGGACGUCUCAGCAGUCUACCAGCCCUGUUCAAAGAUCUCAAAGAAGAGUCCGCGAGAAUCGGAGGCAAGAUUCUGCCGCAUCGACAGCAGACAAGGGCAGCAUCGUCGGCCAGCAAAAGCGCCGUCGCCUCCAACUUGGCGCAAACCAGGCUGCUGGGGUUUCGCCUCUGCAGCGUGUUCCCGUCGCUGGCCGGUGUCAUCAAACAGCGCCGCCUGCGCUUCAGACCCUCGCAGUGUGGCAAAAAACAGUACACCUGCGACGUGUGCGGCAGGAAAUACACGCAGAAGAACAACCUCGUCAUCCACAGUCGCACGCACACGGGCGAGAGGCCCUUCGAGUGUUCGUCGUGCCCGGCCACGUUCAGCAGAAGCGACAUUCUGAAAAAGCAGACGUUGACGCACACCGGCGAACGUCCACAUGAAUGUAACCUUGAGCGGCACAAGAUUGUCCAUUCAGGUGUAAAGAAGUUUACCUGUCAGUUCUGUAGCCGCAAGUUUAGUGCUAAACAAGCACUGACAGAGCACACCCGCACGCAUACGGGAGAGAAGCCGUACCUCUGCCACCUUUGUCCUGCUGAAUUCGCGCAGUGGAGUACGCUGAAGAAGCAUGUUGUGACGCACACUGAGCCGCGCCUGGUCGUGCCGAGGGAGUUUGUAGCCAUGGGUCGUCCAAGGAAGAACAGCACACCUGAAGAAGAUGCCGCCUAUCGCGAGGCUCGACGGGCUGCAGAGAGAGACGAGAUCAGCGGCGGCGAUCCGAUCCAGCCUACUUGA